This is a messenger RNA of Calypte anna (Anna's hummingbird), 1053 nucleotides long. It is a transcript of the gene MXD3, whose product is annotated as MAX dimerization protein 3. The transcript has 5 exons. The coding region runs from base 49 to 633 and encodes 194 amino acids. The record is from RefSeq and is a predicted model, not a curated record. Gene Ontology annotation, biological process: regulation of transcription by RNA polymerase II. Lineage: Eukaryota; Metazoa; Chordata; Aves; Apodiformes; Trochilidae. Gene Ontology annotation, molecular function: DNA-binding transcription factor activity, RNA polymerase II-specific; RNA polymerase II cis-regulatory region sequence-specific DNA binding; protein dimerization activity.
AAUGAGCUCCCAGCAGCCGGUGGGCGGGGGUCCCCGCUCCUGCCCGCCAUGGAACCGGCGGCCACCAGCAUCCAGGUGCUGCUGCAGGCGGCCGAGUUCCUGGAGCGGCUGGAGCCCCGGUACCCACUCGGUACCCGCUACCCACCGGGCCUGGCUGAGGCCGAGCACGGCUACGCUUCGCUCUGCCCCGCGCGGUCCCGCCGAACCGUGGGUAGCGACAGGUCGGUGCACAACGCGCUGGAGAAGCACAGGAGAGCCCAACUCCGCUGCUGCCUGGAGCGGCUGAAGCAGCAGGUGCCGGUGGGCAGCGGGCCGGCCCGUCCCACCACGCUGAGCCUCCUGCACCGUGCCCGGCUUCAUAUACAGAGGCUGGAGGAGCAGGAGCUGAGGGCACGGAAGGCCAAGGACCGGCUGCGGGACCGGCAGCGGAGCCUGCAGCAGCGGCUGGAGCAGCUGCUCUCUCCCACUGGUGGGGAACGGGCGCGGGCUGACAGCCUGGACUCAUCCCAGCUCUCGGAGCCCUCUGAGGGAGAGGAUGCUGAGAUAGAUGUGGACGGUGUCGUGUUCGGCGGGGACCUGUUGCCCAGCUUCGGCACUGGCAGGGACCACAGCUACUCCAGCCCCGCAUCCUGACAGCACCCGCUGCUUUCCCUGCUGCCUGCCCCCUGCCUGCCGCUGCCGCAAAUGCAGCCCGUGUUGGCCUGGGUAAGGGACCGUGGGUGGGGGGUGAGUACCUGGCUUGGCACCCCCGGUGCCAGGCUGCAAAGCCACCGUGCUGGCACGACACUGUAGCACCCACUGUGUGCUGGAAGAGGGCCCGGCUGUCUCAGGGACCCUCUCCCAUCCCUCUGCCAGCAGACUGGGGGGCUGCCUGCCACGGGUCUGGGGCAGCGCAGCCCCCAGCAAACACAGCUACAAGAGGGCUCUGGGAUCCCUGGAGAGCCAGGAAGGGGAAAGCAGUGCAUCAAGCAGCCUGCCUACACGCUCCCACAGCCCUCCCUCUCCCUUGUAUAUACCCAACAUUGUUACAGUAAAUGCACUUGGUGUAAAAAC